Molecule: messenger RNA, 804 nt
Organism: Gossypium arboreum
Lineage: Eukaryota; Viridiplantae; Streptophyta; Magnoliopsida; Malvales; Malvaceae
Exons: 2
Coding region: 116-718 (200 amino acids)
Source: RefSeq, a predicted model, not a curated record
AUGUAUAUAUAAAUACCCUAAUGUUACACCCACCAUAAAUUAAUCUUGUUGCUUUAAAGUAAGCCAAAGAGAAACCAAGCCAGUUUUGUUGUUAAAUAAUCCUGAGUGGUUGAAAAUGGGGAAUAGUUUGGGUGGGAAAAGGAGUAGCAAAGUGAUGAAGAUAAAUGGGGAAACAUUCAAGUUGAAGACACCAGUGACAGCUGAAGAGGUUGUUAAGGAUUAUCCAGGACAUGUUUUGUUAGAAUCAGAGGCGGUUAAACGUUAUGGUAUUGGAGCAAAAGCAUUGUUUCCAUUUCAGAAACUGGAACCCAACAGGCUUUAUUUCUUGGUAGAGUUGCCUGAGGAAAGGGUUCCAAGGAGGGUUCGAUCGGGUUUAAACAUGAGUGCUAAAGACAGGCUGGAGAGCCUGAGGUUGUCGAGGAGAUCUGUGUCGGACCUCUCACUCCUCAAACACAAAAGUGAAGGGUCUAAAUGUGGAGCAGUGAGGGUUAAGAUGAGGAUUCCCAAGGCGGAAGUGGAGAGGUUGAUGAAAGAAGGCGAAAACGAGGCCGACGCUGCUCACAAAAUCAUGCAGCUUUGCACGGUGAAACCACAGCUACUGCAUUGGAAAGGUGACCAAGGAAGCGCCGUCGCACAAGGUUUCAAGGGCAGACAGAGAAGGGUGAGUUUCGUGCCAAUCAAUGAAGGAGGGAGCUGCCAAAUCCCGGUAACGUCAUAGCAACCCCAGAUGUGAGAAAUUACGUAUAUUCUAAAUAAAUAAACAAAUCAGAGCAAUGGAAGAUAGGGGUUCAUUCACAUAUUCAA